Molecule: messenger RNA, 2322 nt
Organism: Cataglyphis hispanica
Lineage: Eukaryota; Metazoa; Arthropoda; Insecta; Hymenoptera; Formicidae
Gene: Coq6
Product: ubiquinone biosynthesis monooxygenase COQ6, mitochondrial
Exons: 9
Coding region: 170-1609 (479 amino acids)
Biological process (GO): ubiquinone biosynthetic process
Cellular component (GO): mitochondrion
Molecular function (GO): 2-octaprenyl-6-methoxyphenol hydroxylase activity; oxidoreductase activity, acting on paired donors, with incorporation or reduction of molecular oxygen, NAD(P)H as one donor, and incorporation of one atom of oxygen; FAD binding
Source: RefSeq, a predicted model, not a curated record
CUUUACGGUGCUACGGCAAAACGGUCGGUUGAUGUGUCCAUCCUAGAUCAUAAUUGUGGAUCAAAAAGCGGAGAAAUUAUAUACGUACACGAGCGGAAAUUGCGAAGGGUCGAUCCACGAUCCAUGAGAGGAUAAUCCACGAGAAUCGAGACAGUAUUAGCGAUACAAAAUGGCGGCGCUCAAGGAAGUGGUGCUGUCAUACCGCUUCGUUUUCACGUCGCUGUCACAAAAAUGCAAGCAUGCUGUUCCCAGUGCGAUCGCGGUAUCGAGGAAAAAUUAUUCGACCGCCGUAGAAAAUGAAGAAAAAUAUGACGUUAUUAUCACCGGAGGUGGCAUGAUCGGCGCGACAUUAGCAUGUGCCAUAGGGAACAAUCGAAGAUUGGAAGGCAAGAAAGUCUUACUAUUGGAGAGUAGUGUUAAACAAGAAUACACACCGCAGGAGCGAUAUUCCAAUCGAGUUGUCGCUUUGAAUCAGCAGACUCGUACUUUAUUGUCUAGCUUAGGAGCAUGGCAACAUAUAGAAGCUGUUCGUUAUUGCCCAGUACGAAAAAUGCAGGUAUGGGAUGCAUGUUCUGAUGCUAUGAUAACAUUCAACGAAGAUCACUUGUCAGAGGAUUUGGCAUACAUAGUUGAAAACGAUCUGCUGUUGCAUGCAGUCAACAAACAACUUUCUCUGAAAGAGAAUAUAACUGUGGUUCACGAAUCUAAGAUCACCAGUGUAAAACUCCCGAAGACAUCGGCUGAAUUCGCUUCUGUACAGCUGCAAUCAGGAAAGCAGUAUGCAGCUAGAUUACUAGUAGGUGCCGAUGGCGCUAAUUCGAUAGUGCGAAAAACAAUGGGUGUGACCUAUCUAAAUUGGCAGUAUAAUCAAUUAGGCAUCGUUGCGACUCUCAAACUGUCCGAACCCACGGAGAAUGUCGUCGCUUGGCAGAGGUUUCUCCCAACUGGACCCAUCGCAUUGCUUCCGUUGACAGAUUCUCUCAGUUCGCUUGUAUGGUCCGUGACGACCGAAAAAGCAAAAGAACUAUUGAAAGUCUCGGAGGAAGAGUUCGUCGAUAGUAUAAACGAGGCGUUGUGGCGAGUCUACCCAAAGAACGGCGUCGUCGAGAGCGGGAUGCAUGCGCUCCGCCAACUGCUCGCAAAUCUAUCUCUUCAGACUGGCGUGUCCAGGCAAUUGCAACCCUCCGUAGCAGCCAUUGUCGAAGGAUCGCGAGCGGCGUUUCCUUUAGGUUUCGGCCACGCCGCAUCUUAUGUCCAAGAGGGAACAGUAUUGAUCGGGGAUGCGGCACAUCGAAUCCAUCCCUUGGCCGGUCAAGGCGUGAAUUUAGGUUUCGGCGAUGUGACGGUGCUGACGCAGAUGCUUGCCGAGGCCGCCGUGAAUGGUUACCAUCUCAAUAAUAUGCAGUAUUUGAAACGAUACGAGACGCUGAGACAACGUCACAAUGUGCCGACGAUGCUCGUUAUCGAUGCGCUUCAUCGACUUUAUCGGGGCACUGCAGCUCCCAUUGUUCUAGCUAGAAGUCUGGGCUUACAAUUAACGAACGCUAUACCGCAAAUCAAGAAAAUGAUGAUGGAACAGGCCGCAGGAGGGACGAGUAUUAAAUGUUAACUCAGCGAGUACAUUGUACAUAUCAUUGUGAUAUUAACUACCCCAGAGUAAUGUAAAAGAUAUUUUGCAUAAUGUUUAUUGUUUAUAUUCAAUAUGUAUAUUAUAAAUUAUAAUUAUUAUAAAAAGAAAUAAUAAGAACAUUAACUGAUAUUUUUUUCUAUAUAUAAAUCAUAUAAACACAUAAAAGUCUUCAAAGCUAUUACUAUUUUUUACAACACUGCAUAUAAAGAGAAAUGUACUUCGUAAACGAUAUAUACUUUUUAAUUAAUAUAUAUUUUUAAGUUAUAUUAUUAUUAGUAAAACUAAAAAAAAAUGUAAAAUAAAGAUAUAGAUAUAUAGAAUUUUUCAAAUGUAUUUGCAAUAAUAUAUUUCACUCUAUGGUUGCGUUCCGUUUCAUGCAUAGAGCGCAUAGAUCGUUUGAAAAUCUAUAAUAUAUGUUAUGUGAACUAUAGAUUUUCAGACGAUCUAUGCGCUUAAUGCGAAUGAAACGGAACGCAUCCUAUAUGAAUAUAUAAUCUUUUAUUAAAUUGCAUCAAAAAUUAUAAAAUAUAAAAUUCAUGUCAUAUAUUUCACUUUGAUUCAUUUUUUAAUAAGUUUAUAACUUUAACACAAAAUAUACACAAGUAAUGUACAAAAAUUUCUAAUGCAAGGCAGUUUAAAAGUUGUUUGUACUUAGGAAUGAUAAUUUCAAUAUAUAGAACAGAUAUGUUUUA